AUGGGCCGAGCCCCUCCAGGCGGAGAGGCCAGGCCCGCUCUGGGGAGGGGCGUCGGAGGCGCCACGCUCCGGAUCCAGCCGCUGUCGCCCAUCCUGGGCCCCUCCCGUGACAGCAGUCUUGAGGCUGAGCUGUCCCUGCUCUGGGGCACACCUCAGCUGACGGCGGCAGGGGACUCCUCCGCUGCUGGGGGGAGGUUCGGCAGGGCCUGGGAUGAGACAGUGUUCACCGUGGGACCCCACAACUUUUCCUGGACGCCCUUCCCACCGGCCCCGAGCGGAGGCGGGGGCCCGGGCCGUUCCUACAAGCUGCUCCUUAGGACCAGGGGGCGCCCGGGGGCCCCCGCCCGGUCCCCGCAGCGAUGCCCGGAGCCCGAGCCCCUGGGGACCCCGUGCGCCAGGGAGCAGCUGCAGGAGGCGGCGCCGACCCUGCGGAGCUGCCCCAUGUGCCAGGCCGACUUCGCCCCUGGGCUGGCCCAGCUGGACAUCGACGGCCACCUCGCUCAGUGCCUGGCUGAGAGCACGGAGGACACGGUGUGGUGAACCGACGGCCACGUGGGUCCCGCCGGCGCAGAGGCCGUGGCUCCACCUGCCGGAACCGUGUCCUCUGCAGUGAAAGCUGCAUAUUAAAAAACAUGUCCGUGUGGACCACUCGCGUUGUAGGUCCGUUCAUAUGGAGGCUGAAACAUGGGAUCCUUUUUCUUUCUCGGUGAAGUGGGGCGCUUUCCUGCCGGCAGAAGUGGGCGGAGCCCCUCGGCAGCCAGGUGGUGAGCGGAGACUCUGGAGCAAACGGCGUGUCUGUCCCAAGUCGGCCUCGGCCACGGCCACGGCCAGGUGGACAGGAGGGGGUAGUGCCUUCUCCCGCCUCCGCAGACCCCACUCGCACCGUGAUUCCUUGGGUGAACUCGUUCCUUACACAGCGCGGACCCCUGCGGGGCACCCGGGAUGCUCCGUGGCAGCCCCGUGUUGUUCGGGCAUCCAGGACAAGUGGAAAAUGGGGCACAAGACUGUAGGUAGUUUUCCUUCCAGCGCUGGCGGCCCGCCGGCUCUGGGGGAGCUGGGCCCUGGUGACACCCUCAUCCCCACCACAGCCACGUGGCCAGAGCCCGGCAGCAGGGAGUGGGUCACACAGCUGUGGAAAGACCGUGAGGGACCAAGUGACCAACGCCACUCUGAAAAAGACUACUUGCUGCAGGGACCCUGGGGAAGGCACGGUCGUCGGUGGGGGAGGGGCACAAAUCAGGGCGCACGGGGGACAGUGUGUGAGGUGAAGGGUAGACACCUGUCCUCAAACGGUCUAUGCAAACGCACGUGCUGCACGGCGCCGAGAUGGGACACGGCACCCUGGAGACAGGCCACGUCCCUGCAGCCUCCUCGAGGGGGAGGGGAGGGCGCGGGGGUCUCUGAGGCUGCCCCGCCGUUUUCGUGUGAACCUGAAACUGCUCUAAAUAAAGCCUUUUCUUUUAUUUUUUAAA
This is a messenger RNA of Suricata suricatta (meerkat), 1472 nucleotides long. RefSeq names its product FA core complex associated protein 20 (gene FAAP20). Gene Ontology annotation, biological process: DNA damage response. The coding region runs from base 1 to 540 and encodes 179 amino acids. Lineage: Eukaryota; Metazoa; Chordata; Mammalia; Carnivora; Herpestidae. The record is from RefSeq and is a predicted model, not a curated record. Gene Ontology annotation, molecular function: K63-linked polyubiquitin modification-dependent protein binding; ubiquitin binding. The transcript has 3 exons.